This is a messenger RNA of Diabrotica virgifera virgifera (western corn rootworm), 2618 nucleotides long. RefSeq lists its product as uncharacterized. The transcript is spliced from 9 exons. NCBI's taxonomy places the organism in Eukaryota, Metazoa, Arthropoda, Insecta, Coleoptera, Chrysomelidae. The record is from RefSeq and is a predicted model, not a curated record. The coding region runs from base 1 to 2301 and encodes 766 amino acids.
AUGGAGAAAUGGUACCUAUGUGAUGAGAGCCUUUCUAUAACUCAUCUGUUGGAACCAGGUGUAAAACAUGCUCCAGAAGGAGAUUCCAGGACGGGUUGGAAGCCUUCAUUCCCUGUAAAUGUUACAGUAGACGAACUUUAUCUGUAUAGAAAAAAGAAACAUAAUUUUGAUUCGUUAAAAGAUAAUAUUAAAAUAGAAGAAGGAUCAUUCAAAAAUUUAAAAUCCGAAUACCGAAGAAGGUUUAAAAACUUUUACGAAAUUCUAAAAUCGCUGAAUGAAAAUGAGGUUCAGUCGUCCACGAUUUAUCUCUCAAGAAAAAUCGCUCGCAAGCCUGGCCGUACCCUUAAUCGUAAACAGAAAGACUUUUUGGAUGUCGAACCUACUAAACAAGAAGUUUUGUUAAAUUUAGGUGGAGAAGUGGAACGAAAAUCAGAAUAUAAUGAAUCUUUUAAUAGAAAUCUGUUACAAAGGCCAACCGAUACUUAUGGAAUAAUGAAUGAGGUUUCAGACAAUCAAACUUCCAACAGACCUCAUCCAUUCGGCAAUGAACUCCCCGAUUUUACACCAUCAAAACAUCCUCAUUUAUUAAGAAGACCAACAAAUUUAAAAAUUGAAGGAGACUUCUCGCACAUCACCGAAAAUGCGGAUAAAUUCAUCGAAUAUCUGUUGGCUAAAAGAGCCGAGCUAUGUAGAACCCCAACAACUUUAAAAUUAGGAACAGGAGAAAUGGAGUCAAAGACUGAAACCACUGACCAAUUCAGAAAAUAUGAGAACACUGAACGGCCAAGUUUAAUUAGAAAGUUUACCAACUUGCAAUUGGAAGGAGGGCUAGAUGGUAAAACUGAGCAACAAGAAAAAUUUCUGCAAUAUGAAAUACAUUCGCGCCCUCCUCUUGUUAAGAAAGGCACUAAUCUGCAUUUAGAAGGAGAUUUUUAUUUAGUUCCAGAAUACAGGCACCAGUAUAUUCAAUAUGAAAAUGUUACAAGAGCUGGACCAGUACUACCAUCCCAUAAUUUCAAAUCAGCAGGUCUAUUUGAAAAUUCAUCUGACCAACCAAUCAAUUUAGGCAGAAGCAGUCCACUAAUUCCAUUUUUACGCGAAUCGUAUAGCUAUCAUGACUUUGAAAAUGACAAAAAGUUCAGAACAAAUGUUUCUGCAAGCAGAUAUCAAAGUAAUGUGUCAUUGAAUCGUACAUCCUCCCAUCCAAAUUUGUCCAAAUCAUCUGCAGUUGAACAGAAAAGCCCAAAGAGGACUUUUAAGGUUAAAAGUCCCCAGAAAAAUGCAUAUUUGGAUUUUAAUAAAAAUAAAAGCGCAGAAAGAAGGAUGAGUCGAAGAGAUAUACAUUUAAAUACCAUGGAAAAAUACGGAACAUCAGGGUUAAGUCAGUCUCGCUAUUCCAGUGGAAAAUAUCUCGAUCCUGAAUAUUCUAAACUCUUUGAGGAAUCUUCUGUAGGACGUUCCCAUGUAAGAAAACCUCAAGAUAACCUUAUCAAUGAAGGUGAGGUUAACUACUUAACGGAAAAACAUGACAAGUUUGUCCACCAUCAAGACAUGCCAAAACGACAACUAUUAAGAAGAAAAUCUGAACAAAUUUUUGACUAUCCUGAUGAAGACGUUGAUUCAGACCAAGCAUUUGAGGGUCGAUUUGAAUGCCAACCAGAAUAUAGAAGAGCAUUAAUAGAUUAUUUAAUAAGAGAGAAGCCUCCACCAGGACAGAGAAGGAGAAUUUUAGAGAUUCCGGAUAUUACUAUAAAUAGUGAUCACAACGUUGACGAAACUCCUAGUUCUCCAGACAAACCAGAAAAAACUAAAACUACCUCACCAAAAGUUGAUAGACCAACAUCAUCUGUAUCAAAGCCGCCUUCUUCCUCUUCCAGUGUGCCUUCUUCGCCUAAACCAAAAUCUGCUAAGGAGCCUAGCCGACCACCAUCUUUAGAAAAAGCUAAAACUUUAAGGCGUCCUACAAAAAUAGAAACUGAAACUGUAAGACUGUCACCAGAAAGUAAAAAGCGUGUUUUCCCUAGAUCACCAACUCAUUCACCUGUGCCAGGAAACAAUACAGCAAAAUUAAGCAGGGAGAACUCACCAAGUCUGGGAUCUUUGCCGCCAAAAUCAGGAGGCAACUGGAGAAGAAAUCAGCUGAAGCCAUCUUCAUCAGUAGACGCAAAUAUUUGGAACUCUACAGAGACUGAUCCAGCUUUUUUCGUCGUUAACGAUCGAAUUCCAAGUCGUAGUAGUAUAAGGCGAAAUUUAUAUAAAGAACAAAUGUGGAUGCCUGCUUGGUAUAAUGGAGGUGUCUGACUUAUUAGUUCAUGUUUUAAUUUAGAUUUACGUAGCUAAUCAUUGCCAAUAAAAUAGACUAAGCUUGUGUUCUGAAUUUUAUUCAUUAAUUAUUGCUAAAAUACUAAAAAAUCAGGUUGAGCUAAAUUAUAUUAGUACUAUUCUUUAUACAAAAAAAUAAAAAAUAUAAUACAAAAUUGUAGCCAAAUAUUGUCGAGAGUUGCUAUCAACAAGACUUUAAAAUAGUCUUUAAUACCCUUCAAAUACAAAGAUUUUUUUAAAAUUGGUGUGUGUCGAAUUGGGACUCCCUGUUAACAAUAAUAAAUUUUACUUUUUGA